AUACAAUAAUUUAUAAGAAAACACGGUACAAUUUUUCUUCUCUAUGGCGAAUGGCUGUUAUCUGUGAAUUUUUAUUUCGUUCACUCAACGUCAAAACUUCCUUAACCUCUUCUCGAGACUACAUUAAUUGUGAGUUCUCGCAAGUCGUCAAAAUGUCGGCUCACAAGACAUUUAUAAUCAAGAGAAAAUUGGCCAAAAAGCUAAAGCAAAAUAGGCCUAUUCCACAAUGGGUUCGCAUGAGGACAGGAAAUACCAUUAGGUACAACGCUAAGAGGCGUCACUGGCGUAGAACUAAGCUCAAGUUGUAAUCUGUUACAUAUGUAAUUUUAUUACAUUAAAAGUUUGCUUGUAAUCA
Messenger RNA from Harmonia axyridis, 355 nucleotides. It is a transcript of the gene RpL39, whose product is annotated as 60S ribosomal protein L39. Gene Ontology annotation, cellular component: ribosome; cytosolic large ribosomal subunit. The record is from RefSeq and is a predicted model, not a curated record. NCBI's taxonomy places the organism in Eukaryota, Metazoa, Arthropoda, Insecta, Coleoptera, Coccinellidae. Gene Ontology annotation, molecular function: structural constituent of ribosome. Gene Ontology annotation, biological process: translation. The coding region runs from base 51 to 308 and encodes 85 amino acids. The transcript is spliced from 3 exons.